ACAAAUUCUUAACUCUCUGUAACCGUUCCGUUCCACUCCCUCUCCACCACCAUCAUCAAUGUCUAAGGUUCAAUAACUCGUUUUCUUAUCUUCUUCUUUCAUUUCACACUCGCGCAUAUCAAAUUUCAUCCAUGUCGCAGAAGAAAAAGAACAACGCCCAAAACGACACCAAGCAAAACAAUGAAACUCAGAAGAAGCACAACAACAACAACAACGAGAAUAAGAAUGAAACGCAGAAGAAGCAGAACAACAACACCAACAACAUCAUCAAUAACAACAACAAUAAGAAGAACGAGAAUAAUAAAAAUAAUGAAACGAAACCAACUAACGUCAUUUUGAAGGUCGACAUGCAUUGUGAAGGUUGUUCUUCCAAAAUCGUCAAAUUCAUCCAAGGUUUCGAAGGCUUCGAGAAACUUGAUAUUGGUAAUGGCGGAAAGUUAACCGUCACCGGAACCGUCGAUGCUGGAAAACUCAGAGAUAACCUUACUAUUAAAACGAAGAAGAAAGUUGACUUCAUUUCUCCGGUUCCAAAAAAAGACAAGGAAAACAAAUCCGAAAAUGAGAACAAAAACAAACAGGAAGACAAAAAACCUAAAGAGCCUCCUGUGACGACGGCGGUUUUGAAGUUGGAGCUGCAUUGUCAAGGUUGUACUGAAAAGAUUCGCAAAACUGUUUUGAAAACUAAAGGUGUUCAGCAUGUGACUAUAGAUAAGGAGAAAGAGAUAGUGACUGUGAAGGGAACAAUGGAUAUGAAAGUUUUAGUGGAGAAGUUAAAGAAGAGGUUUAAGAGGAAGGUUGAGGUGGUCCCUGCUAAGAAGGAAAAGGAGAAGGAGAAGGAGAAGGAGAAUGAGAAAGUGAAAGAGAAAGGAGAGAAUGAUGGCGGUAACAAGAAGAAUAAUCAGAAAGGUGGUGAAGGUGGUGGAGGAGGAGGAAAGAAAAAGGGUGAGGGAAAUGGUGGUGAAAACAUUGCAAAAAAGGAGGUUUUGACACAACCUAGUUACGGUUAUGGUAAUGGUUAUGGAUAUGGUGGUUUUUUUGGAUUUGAUGAAGGUUAUAACUAUGGACAAGUUCAAAUGAUGCAUAUGCAGGAAGCACCACAAAUGUUUAGUGAUGAAAAUCCUAAUGCUUGUUCUGUUAUGUGACUUUGGGCACAAGCAAGGUUUUAUUUUCUUUUUAAUCUUUUUAGAUUGGAUAAGAAACAAGUAAAUUUUGUGGUUGGUUAACCAAUAUUGCUUGUUAGGUUAUAACAAAUUUGAGACUCUGAUACUAUGAUCCAUGUGAUGCAUAAAACCAUGCAACUUGU
Medicago truncatula (barrel medic) is the source of this 1303-nucleotide messenger RNA. Its product is annotated as heavy metal-associated isoprenylated plant protein 3. Gene Ontology annotation, molecular function: metal ion binding. The transcript is spliced from 4 exons. The coding region runs from base 132 to 1142 and encodes 336 amino acids. NCBI's taxonomy places the organism in Eukaryota, Viridiplantae, Streptophyta, Magnoliopsida, Fabales, Fabaceae. The record is from RefSeq and is a predicted model, not a curated record.